This is a messenger RNA of Mya arenaria, 3483 nucleotides long. RefSeq lists its product as uncharacterized. NCBI's taxonomy places the organism in Eukaryota, Metazoa, Mollusca, Bivalvia, Myida, Myidae. The record is from RefSeq and is a predicted model, not a curated record. Bases 437 to 1432 code for a protein of 331 amino acids. The transcript is spliced from 14 exons.
AAGUAAUUUUCGCAAUGUUUAGACAAAUGCCAAUACUGUAAUUAAGAACGGAAAUGAUUGUAAUAAAUAUUGUCGAGAAACACACGGUUCUUACGAAAGACAGCUGUCCAGUUUACAAACGACAUUAUAUGAGGUAGAGAAAAGGCACAGGAAAAUUGACGAAGAACUGAAAAGCCUGCAUCAGGCAUACAAUAAUCUAAGAGAACUUGAAACACGGUUAAGCAAUAGACGGGCCGAGUUAAUCACAAUAAGCGAGAAUCCCUUGAAAUAUCUUUGGAACGUAGUUGUUACCACUGCAGCAAUUGUCUUGAUCCCGUUUACAGCUGGCCUGUCACUUGCCCUUCUUGGAUUGAUUGGAGCGAUAGAUUGGAAUAAUCUAGAUAGUGUUUCGAAUGGCCUUAAGGAAGUGAGACGACACCAACUAGAAAAUGAAGAGAUGAGAAAGGCUAUUAAUGACGAGAUGGAUCGGUUAAAUACGGAAAGAAAAAUGCUCAAAGAAAAAACAAAGCAAAGUUCAGAAAAUAUGGAAAAGCUAAGGACUUCAAUAGGGGUGUUACCGAAAAUAUCGAGCGGAGUUGGAAGAGUGAACGACAGUGUUGGUGAUGUUGUCCAAACGUUCAAGGAUUUUGAAAAAGUUGCAUUUUCGUUUGACGUGGAAGGGCUACUGAAGGAAAGAUGUAUGUCUUACAACAGAGACCGACACGCAAUUGGCGUCGACAUAGAGUACACAAAAGAAGAGGAGGCGGUAAUCUUAAUUGGGAAGCUAGAGUAUGUGGACAAACAUAUUUUGAAUAUUCUGAACAUGUCAACACGUCUUCUCAAAGUUCUGCGAAAUGCUGAAGAGUUGAUUAAUGACGUCCAGGGGGAUGGCCGUUUGGUUGACCCAAGUCCCGACAUGGACAUGUAUAUCAGUGAUCCCGGGUUGCAAUAUGGUUCAGCGUAUGAUGCUGAAUUACAAGUGUUGAAAACAAAGGCUGCUAAUUUAAAAAGCAGUCUUGAAAACAUGCGUACUGCUGGAAAGCUCCUUGAUCGGAUACAGAGUGUGUUCUCUGAAAAGAAUGAACUACUAGAGGAUAUUACGACAAUGUACACCGAAGUGUUGUCCAUGUUGGUAGAUCUGGAUAACAGCCAGCAUUGUACAGACUUUGCUCCUGAAUCGAAGAAUGAAGCUGGUAAUGAAAACGAUGACGAAACGUCCCAAAAAGAAGUGGCUGAUGAUAUGCAGACACACAUGGAUGGUGAAGAGCAGCACGAUACAACUACAAUUCCUCCUGGCGCUGAAGGGAACAGCCUAUCUACGGCCGGAUCAGAAAGCACAGAGGGCUCUGAUGAGCCACAGGAUCAUGUCGGAGAUGACCAAGAUGACCAACAGAAGAAACAGAGAAUCAAGGAGAAGCUGAAUGUAUAUAUCAAUGCCGUGCUUGAUCUAUAGGAACUGAACUCCUUCAAGAUCUACGACAUAGUAUGGAAUGACUGGAGCAUCACAUUUUAAUGUCAUUCGUAUAUCUUAUACUUUUACUUUCCUUAUACAUAUUUGUAUUGACGAUCUAAACCACUACAUGUUUGAAGUACUACUUCAUUGUGUAUGUCAUAGUGUGAUUGGAUUAUUUUUUUAUUCGAUCGUUACGUUAUUUAUCCGUACUGACAAAUAAAGCCCUCAAUGAAGAUUUAAAUGUGAUCGUAUUCAUGGUUUGUAUAAAUUUAACAAUAUGCUGUGUAUUAUGUAUAUUACUAACAGCCAAUCUAUCCAAUUUUUACAUUUUCUUUUCGUACUCACUGAUGUGACUCAUAGAUGUGCCCAUUCCAGAGACGUUGAAGAAAAAUCGAGGUUUUUCAUAGAAGGAAAAUACUGCAUUGUCACACACACACACACACACACACACACACACACACACACACAUUUUUCUUGAGGCAGGAUUGUAUAAAUGAAUACAUUUGUUUAGUCUAUUGUUGUUUUUGGCCAUUUCCUUUGACUUUUUUGACUACAAUAUGUCUAACAUUUAUGACGAAUAAGUACGUGCAUAGGAAUGUUAAACAUCACAUAAUAUCUCAUGUGGACGGAUAUGUAUUGUAGUGUAUUAAUUAGAUUACAUGAACAUGAAACAAGCUUCUAAAUGCAUAUACAUAGAGAAUGCAAAUACCGGGAUUAUCUUAGAAAAAAAAGAAAAAAACAAUUAUUUUGUUGUUCUUAUAUGCUUUAUUAAUUUCGUUUAUAUGUUAAUAACCUUUUAACCCCGAUUGUAUAUUGGUAUAGUUGUAUGUACAUGCAUGUAGCUUUAUUGAGUUAAAACACUUAUUCUCAUACCUCGAAUGUAUUGAUGUAAUUGUAAACCAUCAUUUUUAGUUGUUUAUGUGAAACCUAGAAUUCGCCUUUUCCACUCCCGAUGAGACCAUUUGAACGGUCACAAAAAAGAAUUUAUUGAGCGAGUUUCUAAAACUGAUAUUGUAUGAUAUUUUGACCUGACCGUUCCACUCCCUAAAUUUAUUGAUAAAGCUGUCUUUUUGGUCUGUAUGUGGUGUUUUUACGUUUGUGUUUUUCAUACAGAGUCGUUUUGACAUCUGGAUUUGCCCAUGUAGGUUUUAUUGUAUUGUAAUACAUGGUUGUAUUGACAUUUUGAUUAAAAAAUGCAUCCUUCUUUACUCUAUUACCUAUUAUGCAUCAGCAUACAUGUUCAUUCAUAAAUAGUCUUCUACUUGUGUGUGUAUGUAAGGCAAGUAAUUAUUAACAUAAUAUUUGUAAAAGUAGUGUUUUAGUAAUUCUUAAGUUGUCAAUAAACUGACACUUCCAAUCGUGAAAGUUGCAAGUGCGUCAUGAUUCAUGGUUUCAUUUCUGAACACGAAUGUUUUUGCAACUUUAAAAGUAAUCUUAGAUUGUCUUAUAAUGUCAGUUGGUAUUUGCAAACUAUAUAACGGAUGUAUUCCAGUAUUUACUGCCUUAAACUGAUAAGUCGUUGCACUAUUUUGUAACAUCGGCGAGUUUCUAACUCUGAAUUUCAAGGUUGUGCAUUUAUGUUUUUUGUGACAAUUGCAAAUGAUUCAAGGCCAAAAAGCUUCAACUUGAAAUCACCAUGACACAAGUACGAUAUUUGUAAGAAGAAUAUUUAAGGAUGAUUCAAAUAGAGACUUAUAGUUUGUUAUUGGUGUACUGGCACGAGGAUAUGUAUUUUGCAAUAUUGAAUACUCUUAACUACUUUCUGUUAUCAAAUGUUUAUAAUUCUUUAUGAUACAAUGAUGUAAAAAAAAUAUCGUACAUGCACUGUAUUCGUUAACGUGUGUUUUUCAGUGAAAAAGGUUAACAUAAAAAACAAUAGAAUAAUAUAUUGAAAAACUCACCGAUUAAAAAGAUUAGUUUAUCACGAUAUAUUCAAUCGUUAUUUUUUUAAUAAACCACUAGAAAGAAUGAAUUAUUUUUCAUCAAGCGGAAAAUAUGUAUUUUGCUAAAUAAUUUUGCCUAAUUAAUAUCAUUGGUGUGCUAUAACUGAU